AUGCCGUUCGUGCCCCGCUGGAGGGACCACGUCUCCGUUUUUGGGCAGGAAACCGUGGAACGCAGGGGGCCGUCCAGGGUGGCUGCAGCAUCUCGGUUAGCUUCUGUAGGCGCUGCAUGGUUCCUCAUCGCCGCCCAGGCCCUUGCUGCGGUUGUGUUGUUUUUUUGGGCCUCUAUGGAUCUCGCGGACGCGGCUCCUCUCGUUGUACUGGUCUUCUCCUUUAAUGCCAUGAUGGUGUGGAAUUGGACGCCCGAUCCCGGCUUCGUCACGGACUCCGUGGAGCUCACCAGUGUGGAGGACCGGUCCCUUUUUCACUGGUGUUGCAAAUGUCGUCUGUGGCAGCCUUUGCGCGCCAAACACUGCGACCGCUGCGAGCGAUGUGUGCGGAAGUACGACCAUCACUGUUUCUGGAUAGGAGGCUGCGUUGGAGAGGCGAACCACCCAAGAUUCUAUCUCCUGCUAACUGUUGCACUGGCGUACCUGCUGUGUCUGGUGCCCAAGUUUUUAAGGUGCUUCAACCUUCGCGACUCCGAAACCCUGACAAACGUUUUUCUCCGCAAUGUUGUCCCGUUUGUGCUGCUGGUCGUGGGUGGCUUAAUGCUCUGCCUGGUAUUUGCGCUGUGGGUGGUACAUGGGGUGCUCUUGGCCAGAAACCAGACCACGUGGGAGUUCGCCAGUCGUUACAGAAUCACGUAUCUUUGCUCGCGACAAGGUAAUCCCUUUGAUCAUGGGUUUUUCUGGAAUAUCUCAUUUCUUUUUCACCGUGGCCCCGUCGAGUGGCACCUGGUCAUGAGUCACGAUGACACCACCCCGGUGUAG
Trypanosoma rangeli is the source of this 819-nucleotide messenger RNA. Its product is annotated as putative palmitoyltransferase ZDHHC12. The coding region runs from base 1 to 819 and encodes 272 amino acids. The transcript has a single exon. Gene Ontology annotation, cellular component: Golgi apparatus; endoplasmic reticulum. Lineage: Eukaryota; Euglenozoa; Kinetoplastea; Trypanosomatida; Trypanosomatidae. The record is from RefSeq and is a predicted model, not a curated record. Gene Ontology annotation, molecular function: protein-cysteine S-palmitoyltransferase activity. Gene Ontology annotation, biological process: protein targeting to membrane; peptidyl-L-cysteine S-palmitoylation.